This is a messenger RNA of Hibiscus syriacus, 1586 nucleotides long. RefSeq names its product xylose isomerase-like. NCBI's taxonomy places the organism in Eukaryota, Viridiplantae, Streptophyta, Magnoliopsida, Malvales, Malvaceae. Gene Ontology annotation, molecular function: xylose isomerase activity. Gene Ontology annotation, biological process: carbohydrate metabolic process. Bases 64 to 1497 code for a protein of 477 amino acids. The transcript has 20 exons. The record is from RefSeq and is a predicted model, not a curated record.
UUUGGUCGGUUCAGUUCUUGCAGGGUUUAGUUUGAUGCUUUGAUUGAUAAAGAAAAAAAGAUUAUGGCUGCCAAAAUUUUAUUAAUAUUUCUCUGUGUGAACGUGAUAUCUUUUUUAGUGAAUGCUUCAUCACGUCCGCAUAUGUGCGCUGUCGAAUCCGGUGGAAAAUGUUCUGAAUCUGGUGAAUGGAAAGGGGAAUUUUUCCCUGGAAUUCCCAAAAUUACAUAUGAGGGUCCUCGUAGCCGGAAUCGACUUGCAUACAAAUGGUAUAAUGCAGAAGAGGUGAUCUUUGGGAGGAAAAUGAAGGACUGGUUGAGAUUCAGUGUUGCAUUUUGGCAUACGUUUCGUGGAACUGGUGGUGAUCCUUUCGGGGCACCCACGAAAUAUUGGCCUUGGGAAGAUGGUACCAAUUCCGUUGCUAUGGCCAAAAGAAGAAUGAGAGCCAACUUCGAAUUCAUAAACAAGCUCGGCAUUGAUCGGUGGUGUUUCCAUGACCGAGACAUUGCUCCUGAGGGCAAAACAAUCCAGGAAACUAACUCAAACUUGGAUGAAGUGGUGAAACUUGCUAAAGAACUUCAGGGAGACAACAUCCGUCCAUUGUGGGGUACGGCUCAACUAUUUAUGCAUCCUCGUUACAUGCAUGGUGGUUGUACGAGCUCUGAAUUGGGUGUAUAUGUAUAUGCUGCAACUCAAGUCAAGAAAGCCAUGGAGGUGACACACUAUCUAGGGGGAGAAAACUAUGUGUUUUGGGGUGGUCGUGAAGGUUAUCAAACACUUUUGAACACAGACAUGGAAUUUGAACUUGAUCAUAUGGCAAAAUUUCUAGAGGCUGCGGUUGCCUACAAGAAGAAAAUUGGAUUCAAAGGAACUCUAUUGAUUGAACCUAAGCCUCAAGAGCCUACCAAACAUCAGUAUGACUGGGAUGCUGCAACAACAAUGAACUUCUUGCAAAGACACGGGCUAGUUGGGGAAUUCAAACUUAACAUUGAAUGCAACCAUGCCACACUCUCUGGUCACAGCUGCCAUCAUGAUGUUGAGACUGCAAGAAUCAAUGGAUUGCUAGGAAAUAUUGAUGCAAACUCCGGUGAUCCUCAGACCGGUUGGGAUACAGAUCAGUUCUUGACAGAUAUUGGAGAGGCAACUAUGAUUAUGUUGAGUGUGAUAAAAAAUGGAGGAUUAGAACCAGGAGGCUUAAACUUUGAUGCAAAAUUACGGAGAGAGAGCACAGAUGUUGAAGACAUGUUCAUUGCUCAUAUUGUUGGAAUGGACACCUUAGCCCGUGGACUCCGAAAUGCUGCCAAGUUGAUCGAGGAUGGUUCUUUGUCCGAGCUUAUUCAUAUGCGGUAUGCGAGCUUUGAUAAUGAACUUGGUGCCCUCAUUGAGGCCGGUAAAGCUAAUUUUGAAAUGCUUGAGAAGAAAGCAAUUGAAUGGGGUGAGCCCAAGGUGGCUUCAGCCAAGCAGGAACUUGCAGAGAUGAUUUUCCAAUCUUUUCUAUAGGAAGACCUUGAUUAGCAUUAUGGUCAAAGUGUUUGGUCUUUUUGCCAAUUUUGUAUUAGGAAUAAUCUUUUUGAUUUUUUAUCAAUAAA